Molecule: messenger RNA, 2811 nt
Organism: Frieseomelitta varia
Lineage: Eukaryota; Metazoa; Arthropoda; Insecta; Hymenoptera; Apidae
Gene: Gle1
Product: nucleoporin GLE1
Exons: 9
Coding region: 284-2353 (689 amino acids)
Biological process (GO): regulation of translational initiation; regulation of translational termination; poly(A)+ mRNA export from nucleus
Cellular component (GO): nuclear pore; cytoplasm; nuclear pore cytoplasmic filaments
Molecular function (GO): inositol hexakisphosphate binding; phospholipid binding; translation initiation factor binding
Source: RefSeq, a predicted model, not a curated record
GAAGAAAAUUUUUGCAUAGAUAUGUAUGUAUGUAAUUCAUUAUAAUACGUAGAAAUAAAGGAAUCGGUCUAUUAUGGCUCAACAGUAAAACAAGUAGGGGAGAGAAGAGGGAGCAACAUGCGGUUUAUUAAUCGAUCAGCUCUGACUAUAGUACAUUGAUAUGACUGUAAAGUGAGUGGUUUGUUUUGAUUAAUGUUACAUUUGUACCUGUAAACUUUUGUAAAUAUUCGAUCUUUCGAAAUUUGUUACGUCAGAUUUUAUUUUCUAUAACGUAAAUGCAAAGAUGCCCCAUUUCGUAAGCACUAAAGACGAAAUUAUACAAAAUAUGGAUGAUAUUGCUUCUGAUUUUGCUUGUCUUAAAGUAUCUGCUCUAAAAAAAGCCUCUCGUAUAUCAGGUGAAGUGGGUAGGAUAACAAUUGGCCCUGAUUCUAUAAUAAAUGAAAACAAAACUGAAAAAUUGGAAAAUAUAGAAAAUGAACAGAAUUCUUGUAAUAUUACAGUUCCACAGAAACCUAUUCGCUCACAGAAUAAGAUCUCUAUGCAAAGUGGUAUUACUUUUUCAGUUAAAAAGAUUCUCUUAGAAAGCGAAUAUCAAAGAAAAGAAGAAGUUCAGAAAGAAAUUGCACGUCACUGGCAACAUAUGAAAGAAAAUGGCAAAGCUAUACAAGAACAUAUAGCAAUAUCACAGUCGCAUAUGGCUAAAGAGCGUGAACGUAGAAGUAAAGAAAAUUAUGCAUAUAUACUGGCAGAAGAAAGAAUAGUUGAACAAGAAGAAAUACGUAGAAGACAUGAACGACAAAAAGAAGUUGAAAAAUAUAGAAAAGAAAUGAAAGAGAAAGAAGAAUUAACCAAAGAAAUAAUGAUUUUAAGAAAUGUGUAUGUCCAAAAAAAUAAUGAUUUUGAAAAAUAUCGUGAUAUGAUAGCACUUUCUGAAAAUUAUAAAGAUAAACAUUCUUUUGUCUUGGUAUUAUCUUCUUAUGCUGCAAAAUUAGAAGAGUUACAUCUUCAAAUGAAACUUAUAGAUGAAAAAAUUAAGAUAAGUGAAAUAACAUCUGUCGAUUUGAAUAUUAUGGUAAAACUAGUUCAACAAAUUGAUGAACUGUUAAAUCUAUUUAAAUCAGACAUAGAUAGAAUAAAUGUUCAGAGUGAAGUAAAUUUAACUGGAACAGAAAAUAUGAUACAUUCUCAUACAACGCAAUUGGCAGAAUCACAGGAGCUUCCAAAUAGUCAAACAGUUUGUGAGCCAGUUAUAUCAGAACAAAUAAAUAUCGAAAAUAACGAAGUACAGAAAUACGAAGAAGAAAAAGGAAAUAUAGUUUCAGAGAUUAUGAUUUCUACAAAUAUUUCACAAGAAAGUCCAAUUGUUAAUAUAGAAGAAAAUAUAUCAACGGCCGAAUCGGAUAAAGAUUAUUUGUAUAAAUAUGUCAAUAAAGAAUUAUUAGAAAUGUAUGUGAAUAAUCAAAAAUUUUUAGAAAAUUAUAUAAAAACGUUUGAUGAAUUUUUACAAUCUUCAGCUACAAAAAAGUUUAGAUUUGAAUGUCAAAAAGCAAUAAAUAUACCUGUAAAUGCAAUAUCUGGCAUUAGUCAACAGCACCUGACAGAUAAAUAUGAAAAAUUGCAUAAUCUGCUUAUGGGAAAAUCUUGGCCAAAUGUUAAUCAACAUCCACAUGGGGCAGAUUUUUGUAAAAAUAUUUUGGCUAAAAAAUUAGUUAAUCAAGGUGAGACGCUCAUUUCAAGUAAACCAAAGAUGGCAUUUCCUAUUGCUGCUAUAAUUGUCGCUCUUUGGAACGAUCAUUCCGAUUUUGGUGAUUUACUUCUGUCACAUUUUUACAAUGUUUGUCCAUUUACUGUUCCUAUCUUUAUGCCAAAAAUGGUAGGACAAUCGAAUGAUAAUUAUUAUAAAUUAAUGGGUUAUAAAUAUGCUGAAGAUGGUACAAUUGAGAAACAUGAUAAAUUUUUGAAAAGAAUGUCUGGUUUGAUGAGACUUUAUGCUUCUAUUACUAUCACGACUCAAAGAAAAGGAGUUAAUAAAACUAAUCCACAUGGACUUCAAAAGGCAUGGCAAUGGCUGGCUGCUAUUUCAAAUAUUGAACCGCGAAAAGAAGUAACAGAUCUUUGUGCAACUCUCUUAUUAGACAUGCUUGAAGUUGCUGGAAAUACAUUAUGGAUCGCAUAUCGAAAACAAUUCUAUAAAAUGUUAACUUUAUUAUCAGAGGAAUAUUAUCCGCGCAUAAAAAAUGUAGGAUCUAUUGGUAGUGGUCCAUUGGUACGUCUUGAAGAAUUUUUGAAAAAUAGCUUAGCAAAAGGUUCUAUAUCUCCUCCUGAUGGUCAGCUUCCUCCAAAUUUUUGGUGAUUUCAGUUGUGAAUUAAUUCCUCCAUUUUUUAUAAAGUACUUCAUAAAUUUUUGACCUUUAUCAAUACUCGUGAAACAUUCAAAUAUUAUGAAAGUUUGUGAAAAAAUAUUUUAAAAUAAUUUGUACAUAUGAAAAAUCAUAUUUAUUAAACUUUUAAUGCACGAAAGAAGAAUGCAAACAAGUGUAAACACAAGAAAUGAUGUAUGUAUAAUUACGAAUAUGCUUAUAAAUAAUACAAUAAGAAUAAUGUAAUUUUUUUAAUAGUACGGUACGCUUGUAGCUACAGAUUUUGCGCCAUCGAGCUUGUAAAAUUUUUCAAAAUUUUUGGUAAAGCCUGUAACACCGAAAGGAGCGAAUCUAUCUAACCAUUCCCUGUCUUGAUUUAUGUUUAAUAAGUAAGUUGUAAUUUUUCUUUUGAGGACAUCUGCAAAUAUGAUGGAACAUAUGGCAUAAAUGA